AUGCUAUCACAACAACAACAACAAGGUUCAUCCACCACCACCACAGUGAAUAUCAAGGCAAAAUACAAAGACAGUAUUCGGAGAUUGCCAAUCCAUUCCUCGCUGACACUCGAUCAGUUGCUUCAAGUGUUGAGUACAAGCUUCCAUGCCACCAUUACUCGUGAAAAUUCCGUGAUCAAGUACAAGGACGAUGAAUGUGAUUUGAUUACCACAACCAACGAAGAGGAAUGGAAAGAAGCUGUGCGUAACUUUUCUUCUCCCGUUUUGUAUCUUGAAAUUGUUGAAAAGAAGGUUGUAACGAAAGCCUCCUCAACACCACCGGUGGCCACAACAACACAGCAACCAUCAAAACCUUCUUCCGUACAGCCACAACAAACUCCACAAUUUUCAAUGAAUUUGCCCAAUCAGAGUGGUGGCAGCAAUAUAGCUUUGAUGCAACAGAAGCAGCAACCACAACAACCUGUCGUUACAACCGGGUCAAGUUCACCACCACCACAGCAACAACAAGAACAAAAACCACAAACACCCACUCAGCAACAACAACAGAAACCAGAAACGAACGUUCCUCCUCAACAAGUGAUUCAAGUGCAGCCUCAGCAGCAACCAUCUACAAUUAUCCCACCACAACAACAACCUUCUCAACAAGUGCCCCCACCACAACCACAACAACCUUCUCAAAAUGUAGAACACUCAUGGAGUUUUGCUGCAGUGAACACUUCUGUGGAUGCUACUAAUUGGUCAAGCAAAUUCGUGAGAGAUGUGAACCUUACUGAUGGUUCUAGCGUGAUCGUGAAUCAACCAGUCACUAAGGCCUGGGCCCUUAAAAACACUGGAACUACUCAAUGGCCAGACAAUAUUUGUUUGUUUUGUAAGGACGAGAAUCCAACUUAUGAAAUUCUUGGUUCUCAAGUUCCAAGAGCAUUACCUGGUCAAGAUGUUGAAGCGUCUGUUACUUUUAUUCCAAAGAAAAUUGGCAACAUCAAGGGUUAUUUCCGAUUGGCAGCAGGAAAGUCACAAUUUGGCCAUUUGUGUUGGUUUGAAUUGAAUGUUAUGCCUCAGGUUUCUCAACAGCAGCAACCACAAAUGCAACCACCAAUUCAACCAGUAGUCCCAACAAUACCUCAACAAGUGCCACCACCACAAUCACAACAGAAACAACAAUUACCUCCACGAAAUGAUCUUUCCAUUGAAGGCAUUCAUGAUGUAAGCGACGAUGAAGAAGAUUUGGAAGAAUUUGAGCAAAGCAGAAUGCAAGCUCUCUACGAAAAGUAUAGCCUUCAACUCUAUAAUUUGGAACAAUGCGGAAUUCUCGAAGGUAGGAAUAAGGACGAAUUGGUCGAAAUUUUGGAAGCAAACAAUGGAGAUUGGAUGAAGGCAAUGCAAGAAUGCAUCACGAGAAGUUCUCAAAUCUUCUAA
Molecule: messenger RNA, 1416 nt
Organism: Naegleria fowleri
Lineage: Eukaryota; Heterolobosea; Eutetramitea; Acrasida; Naegleriidae
Exons: 2
Coding region: 1-1416 (471 amino acids)
Molecular function (GO): protein binding
Source: RefSeq, a predicted model, not a curated record